AUGCAAGUCUGCACUGAUUACGGCAGGAGAAUUGAGGCCAAUCUUCGAGCCUUCAACGACGACGGGAAGCUGGAGCGCAAAUAUGCGAUCGAGGGUGGAAAGUGGACCCGAACCAAAUCUGCUAAGAAUAUCUGGAUCAACGAGGCUCAGACCAGAUACUACUUACCUUCGCAUCAGCUCGUCACGGGUUGUAGAGAAGGAUCGAGUGAGCUCGAGAGAGUUAUCAGCGAAUUUGAGGUGAAGUAUGAGAGCGACUCCACUGAAGCUUGGGAAUCAUGGGAUGAGCUCCAAUACCUGAUGAGAAACAUCUUUGUCAUUGAGCGGUGCAAACCUCAUUACGAGUGCACCUGUCCACAAGGUCGAACUGGAGUCUGCAAGCAUGUCAUAGGAGUAUACCUGCUCGAGAACAAGCUGAAAGGAUACAAUUGGAAAGAGUUCACCUUACCGGGAGGGUCGCCUGAGGGGAAACCAAGGUGA
Perkinsus marinus ATCC 50983 is the source of this 477-nucleotide messenger RNA. RefSeq lists its product as hypothetical. The transcript has a single exon. The coding region runs from base 1 to 477 and encodes 158 amino acids. The record is from RefSeq and is a predicted model, not a curated record. Gene Ontology annotation, molecular function: zinc ion binding. NCBI's taxonomy places the organism in Eukaryota, Perkinsozoa, Perkinsida, Perkinsidae.